AUGAUCGAGGAAGUUCCUCCAUCCCAGUGAGAGGUCAAGACAACACACAGAGAAGGACAUUCACGGUCCUUUGCUUUAAGCUUUGCUUGACCAUUAUAGUGCAUUAAGUAAUGAGGAUGUACACUCAGUAACUAUUAAAAACAUAGCUUUUAAUCAAAUAGCAGAUGCAUGUUGACUCUCUGACGGCUCUAACAGUACCAACUAUUAACUUCCUUUCCUUUCUUUCUCCCAACGAAAUAUAUAUGAUUAAACUAUUCAUACCAAUCCAGCGAGUUUUUGUUAGAGAUUUUCGUGCCUCGAUUCAUCGGUGUAAGUUAGUCGACUGUUCGAAUUACAAGUGGUCGGAAAAAUAGGGUAACAGUUGUGAAACCCGCGUGGUUAAUCCACGAGUAUUAAAUUUUCUCAAAAUAUCAAAUGAAGUCCUAUUUAGAAAUAAAAAUUAGGAAAAAGAGUUUAACACAACGUUUCGAUGUUGCCUCGAGAUCAUUACCAAGAGACAAGAUAGAAAAAAUUUGUUAAACUGGUUUAUAAGUUACCUUUCUUGUCGUAAACAAAAAGUGAUGAUCGAAGGAGUGCAUUCUGAUUGUCGUAGUAUCGAGGCUGGUGUCCAACAGGGAUCGGUCUUAGGUCCAUAAUUGUUUCUCAUUUACAUUAAUGACCUACCAGUCACAAUCUCCUCUCGCUGUUUUUUAUUUGCUGAUGUUUUUUUUGCUGGAAAAAGGUCAGUCUCUUGCGCUUCUAAACUAAAUCAUGACUUGACAUCAAUACCUGAUUGGUCUUCUCCAGGCAUCUUCAAGCGUAACCUUUUAAAAUUCCUGCAUUUUCCAUCUCGCAGCUAUCUUUUUUGUAUUGGGGAUCGUUCAGCGUCAAUUUUUCACACUCGUUUGAGACUUAAUUUUAGUGCCUUACAUUUUCACCUUUUUCAGAGAAAUUGCUGUUCUUCCGCUGCCUGUGCUCUUUGCGAUGCAUCUAUUGAAGACAUGAAACGUUAUUUCCUAUACUGCCCAAGUUUUGCUGCUCUGUGUGAAAAGUUGUUUACCUCCGCUGCACAUUUACUUGAAAAUAGAUGGCAUAAAAUGUGCCUCAGAUAAGAAAAAAAUCGAUUGGCUGAUUUAAUUUCUAAUCAACGUUAGGUUGUUUCAGCUUGUCCAGUCGUUUAUUUUGCUAUCGAAUCGCUCCUGUUAGUUGCUGUGCCUGUUUUUUAUAUUUAUUUAUUUUUUGCUUAGUUUUUUCUUUUCUUCUUUAUUCUUUCGCUUUUUUUAUGCGUGUGUGUGUUCGAUCUUGACGUGCAUUUGUAUUUUUAAAUUGCUGUGAAUGUAAACAGUGUAAGCUCUCUAGAUGAGCCCUUAGGCUGUUAGAGCAAAUGUUGCAAUAAAUAUUGUUUAUAAAAAAAUCUGAUUUAAAAACAUAUUAAGUUUGAGGUGACAAAAUAAACUAGAGAACAAAAGUAACAUGUUUUCACGUGUUUAUGAGAAUUAAAUGAAAAUAUGUUCAAUACAAACAGUUUUCCCCUGAUGAAAUCUGUUCUCGUGAUAAGGCUUGGUUUCCUCUUUUAAUAAAAAGCAUAACUGGAUAUCUAAUUUUCCAAACCAAGCUUAAACACACAACCAGUUUCCAUCCACGGAAAACUGCUUGUUUAACAUAAUUAUAUUUUUAUUUUCAUUUACGCGUGCAAACACGUUACUUUUGUUCUCUACAAUAUUUUGUCACUUCAAACUGUUCAUAAGAUAUAGAUUAAGCCAGGGCUAAAAGCAAAGCUCUCGUUAAUAUACUUACCAUUUACUCAAAACAAACAUAACUGAAAUCGUGUAAUGCUAAACGUCCACGGCAAUGAGAAAGGCCAAAAAAAACCCAACCAAACAAACAAAAACCAGUAGGUGUAAUUGGCAAAAAAAAAUCUUUGCAUCUGCAGCAAUCUUUUUUGUACAUUUCUUUGCCGUUGUUGUUGCAACGUGAAACUUCUGAUUUACACGUUUUAUGGAGAAAAUGUCGUAUGUGCACACAAAAAAUUUUGUUGCUUGUGUUCCUGCUCGCUUUUCUUCACUGCCCCUCAUUUUUACCUUACUGUCGGCUCGCAGUUCUAAUUUUUAUUCCAGCGGUAUGUCAUGUUGUUCUUCCAAAGAAAUUCGCCUCCUUUGUUUUUUUUUUUUUAUCUCUCUUCUAGCUCUCUGUAGGUCUUCAGUUCUCGUUGAGCUUCCCUAGCCUGUCACCUACUUUCUUGUUUUCUCUUUCUUUCUCUUUCUCUACCUUCCAAAUUUGUGGCGACAUGACAAUUAAUCUAGGCUUAAUACUUAAGACAAGACGGACAUAGAAACAAUUUCCGCCUUCGAUUUUGUCUUUCUUGACUCUUUACAUGUUAUUGUCUCUGCUUCACAAGACGCCGGUGGCCAUGUGAUUUCCCCCCAAAAAGUCUCGGGUUGCAUUUGGGAUGCCAUACCUGUUGAUUGAGUUACAUGUAUCUUACACUGGUGUGCCUGUGGUGUCAACGGACGGGCGUACGAUCACGUGACUAGAGUCACUAUCAAAAUUUCUAGGAUGCAUAGAUAACCAAAUUUUCUUACCCAUGGUGCUCCGCUAUUUAGUCAGAUUUUAGCUUUUUUCGAAACGUUGUGUUUUCUUUUCUCUAAAUUUUAUUAUUAAGUGUUUAACGAAAAUUAAUUUGAAGUCAAAUUUCCUCGGGGAAACCAAGGUAUUUUCCCCUCACUUCCGUAGCAAACUCAUCCAUGCUUACGGGUUAUCAACAAAGUGAAUGAGUGCCCAGGCAGCCUCUUUUGCAUCCUUCCCAUGACACCCCGCUCUCAGUAGCUGCUCUUGAGAACUUGACUGCCGGGACAUGGCGUUUAACGCAAGGGACUUGAGAUGGGGUCCAAAUAACUCGCUCACAGACUUCACAGUCCUGCUAAAUAUUCUUGCUGACAUUGUUUGGCGUCUCUUUAUGGCUCUUGUUCGUGUAAAAUCGCCAAACAGAAGCAGUAGAGUCUUUCGUCGUUGUCCUGCUUCGUUUCCUGCUUGUGCAAGUAUCCUAGUAACGUAAACUCCACGUCACCAUCAACCAUCUUGUAUGUGCUGCGACUUUCAACGUUUUAGUGGUCGAGGGGAAUAAAAUCCGGUACGUAACCUUCACAGCAUUUGCCUAGAGAUAUUAAAAUUCUCAAAUAAUUCGCGGUUCAAACAAACUUCGUGUUAUAGAGUGUUUUCACAUGACGUCACGGCGGCCAUAUUGGUGUCCCAAACCUGUCCCGUGGGAGUUGGACUCCUUUCUUAUGUAAAGUAAACACUUUCUUUUGGUUCAAUAAAUUUGCAUAGAGGCUGGCCAUGUGAGUGAAAAUACUCUUUAAUUCGAUGGAUCCGUUCUAAAGUCAUGUAGAAGUUACUGGAUUUCACUACCUCCGAUCGGUAAUCUUCGGUUACGGCCUCCUUUGUUAGUGGAAAAGCAGCCAAAAAAAAUACGUGGACUCAAUACUCUUCAUUCAUUUGAAUUUCUAAAGUUCUCUAUGAUGUCAUUAAGUAAAAUAAUAUGACUGUGCUGGAUUUCGCAUGGCUUUCGAGGGUUAACAAUAAUGGAAAUGAUAAAAGAUAAGUUGGUGUAUGUCUUUAUUUCAUAAAUUGUUGUACGGAUGCUCUGUUUUUGUGGCUCUGAAGUAUGGUGGAUUUUGCUCUGUUUCAAGAUUUCGUUAUGCGUGGUGUACUUGGCAUUCUUUCUUGUUCGGGUUUUGUAUUUGAAUAAAUCAUCAGUGAAUGGAGUUUUAUUUACAUUUAUCAUGACCCGUGGAAAAAAUAUUUUAGAAAACGGUGCAUUGACUAAGUUGAAUUAAGUUUAGCCUUACUUAAAGAAAGGAAAAAAUGUAAAAGAAAAACUUUCAUUUCAUUCGGUCUAUAAAUGCAAACUGUAUCAAAUUUUUGGAUUGGGAUGGCUGUCACUUUUCGAGUGGGUCUUAAGCAGCAUUAUACUGAUUAAUUCAACUAGAAUUUUGGUCCGUCAAACUGAAGUAUUUUUUAAAAAAAAAAAAAAAAUGUAAUAUGGGGUAAUAUGUCUGCCAGGAGGAUUAACCAGAAAAUUAACGCAAAAAUGACUGAUGAGUUCUAACAAUUUGGAAUGAACAUACUGACUGUGAUCCAACAAAUAUUUGUCGAUACAUGUAUACGCAUACUAACGCAUCCUGAGGCAGUCGAUUCUUUUUACCCAAUCAGAAAAAUGAAAGGACACUAGUGAACUUGUUUUUACCCGUAGUGAGAUAUAGACUUCCGCUUAAUCAAGUAAUAUUCUGCGCGCCAUUUAGUCAAAGACAUUUGUAGCGUCAAGCCAGCCAUCGUUUUAGUCCCCAAGAAAUCAGGAAGUACAAAGCAUUGAAGAAUUCAAGAGCAGAAUUGUUAGUUUCUCUUCAGAGUUGCUUCAGUGAUAAAGCUAACACAAGUAACAAGACGACGAGUGUAGCCUUUCAUACUCUCUUGGUGUACAAUCAUAGAGUCAUUGUCUCCAAAACAAGGUGUGCUCUUAGCUGUUUCUUUGAAACGUCCUUCUGGCCGUGCGUGAUAUAACGAUCUUAAAGUUCCUCAGGAUUUCUUACCCCUUUCCCGCGAUUUGAGAUAUAUCUUAAAGUAAUAUUAAUUGGCUUCUUAGUGUACAAAAAAUUGAAUUGAUCUAUCUUUUAUUAUUUUUCUUUCCUUUUACAGAUUUCUUCAAGACUCAGCUGUGGAAUUCAGUCAUACCCGAAAUCGACAGAACGAUGAGCUUUAUAACAAUCUUGCUUACCACAAGCAUGUUUACAAAGUUAGCUUUUUCUGCUAACCAGUCAACCGUAAGUAUUUUGCGCUACAGUUUUACGACUUCCCUUCAGAUUUAUGAGCAAUUUUCUUCGAUUCUUAUCAAGCGAGGUGUUUUCCCGAACGCACUAACUCAUAUGCGACUGAUUAUGAUACAUUUUUGUCGAUGAAAGUUCGUGACACGAAUUUCCUUUUUUAGCGCCACUUAGGCUGCAAAACAUCCGAAGACAAAAAACUAACCCGACGUGCCUAGUUUCGAAACUGCUUGAGAAUUUUCUCUAAGGGUUUAAUAAAGAAAAAGACGAAAAAAAAAAAAAAAAGGGAAACAGUCUUAUGACAUAUUAACCAUUAUUAUCAAUUUUCAAUCUAGAAGUUACUUAUGCCCUUAAAGCAUUACAACACUUAAAAGCAAAAUGAAGAAAAAACCUUUAUAUUAUUUAUAGGUAACGCGUCAAUGCCCAACUGUCAUCAACACAUCAACCAGUGGCGUGCCAGGGGUCCCCGGGGUCCCUGGGCUCAAUGGACGAGACGGAGCCAAGGGAGAUAAAGGACCUGCGGGGCCACCAGGUGAUAAGGGACCUGUAGGGCCACCGGGAGACAAGGGCCUUAGAGGACAAGCAGGAGCACCUGGAAAAAUGGGACCUAAAGGGGCUAAGGGUGAACAGGGUAACCAAGGCCUGCAAAGAAACUGGAAACAGUGUGCGUGGAAGAACAUCAAUGACGGUAAAGACAGUGGAUUGAUAAAGGUAAAAGGCAGCUGGAAAGGGCUGAGAACAAUGCUAAGUAGGAAAAAAUGUUAUUUAUUAAAAUUACUGUCAUAGCGUCUAAAGAGUCAGACUGAAAGAUUUUAUCGAUAGACUUUUUCUUUCUUUUUGAUUUUGAUGAAUUUUAACGUCUAUAUUUCUUCUUUUUUUAGGACUGCGUUUUUAAUAAAGACUCCGAUAGCACCGCCUUAAAAGUGGAGUACAAUGGCGACAUCAGAAUCGCUUUCUGUCUCGGCUGCUGUUCGCGAUGGUUUUUCACCUUCAAUGGUGUGGAAUGUCGCAAACCUCUCGCCAUUGAUGGCCUGAUGCAUAUCUCCUCAAAUCACGGAAGAACAGACACGAACAUUCACAAAGUUACUCAGAUUGGAGGAUACUGCGAAGGAAUCGCCAAGGGAACCGUUCGAGUGGGAAUCAAUGUCGGUACCUGCGUGGGAUCGAAAGCUACAGAUGCGUAUACUGGAUGGAGCUCCGUGACCCGAAUCAUGAUCGAGGAAGUUCCUCCAUCCCAGUAAGUGGACGAGACAACACAUUCGGAGGACAUUCACGGUCUUUUACUUUGAGUUUUGCUUGACCAUUCGUGGCCUUGACGAAAUUAAGUAGGAGCCACAUUUAUAGUGCAUUACGUAAUGGGG
Molecule: messenger RNA, 6160 nt
Organism: Porites lobata
Lineage: Eukaryota; Metazoa; Cnidaria; Anthozoa; Scleractinia; Poritidae
Source: the annotation of a GenBank genome assembly